This is a messenger RNA of Meriones unguiculatus (Mongolian gerbil), 2499 nucleotides long. It is a transcript of the gene Qsox1, whose product is annotated as quiescin sulfhydryl oxidase 1. NCBI's taxonomy places the organism in Eukaryota, Metazoa, Chordata, Mammalia, Rodentia, Muridae. The coding region runs from base 96 to 2342 and encodes 748 amino acids. Gene Ontology annotation, molecular function: protein disulfide isomerase activity; flavin-dependent sulfhydryl oxidase activity. Gene Ontology annotation, biological process: protein folding. Gene Ontology annotation, cellular component: Golgi membrane. The record is from RefSeq and is a predicted model, not a curated record. The transcript is spliced from 12 exons.
CUCCUCCUCGCGGGCGGAGGCCGGAGGUGCGCGGCGGCCUCCGGAGACCAGCUAGUCACUAGACUGGAGUGAGGUGGACGUUCCAGCCGCCUAGGAUGAGGAGGUGCGGCCGCCGCUCGGGGCCGCCGUCUCUGUUGCUGCUGCUGCUCCCGCCGCUGCUGCUCGCGGUGCCCGGCGCUGGCGCGGCCCGGCUCUCGGUGCUCUAUUCGUCCUCGGACCCGCUGACUCUGCUGGAUGCCGACACCGUGCGCCCGGCUGUGCUCGGCUCCAGCAGCGCCUGGGCGGUGGAGUUCUUCGCCUCCUGGUGCGGGCACUGCAUUGCCUUCGCUCCGACGUGGAAGGAGCUCGCCAACGACGUGAAGGACUGGAGGCCAGCAUUGAAUCUUGCUGUCCUGGACUGUGCUGAUGAGUCCAACAGCGACGUCUGCAGAGAAUUCAACAUCGCUGGCUUCCCAACUGUGAGGUUUUUUAAGGCCUUUUCCAAGAAUGGUUCUGGAACAGCAUUACCAGCGGCUGGUGCUAACGUGCAGACGCUGCGUAGGCGGCUCAUUGAUGCUCUGGAGUCCCACCGUGACACGUGGCCCCUAGCCUGUCCACCCCUGGAGCCUGCCAAGCUGAAGGAGAUCAAUGAAUUCUUUGUAAGAAAUAAUACAGAGUACCUGGCCCUGAUCUUUGAAAGAAAAGAUUCCUACGUGGGUAGAGAGGUAACUCUGGACCUGUCCCAGUACCACACUGUGGCAGUGCGCAGGGUCUUGAAUACAGAGAGCGACGUGGUGAGCAAGUUUGGUGUCACUGACUUUCCAUCUUGCUACCUGCUGUUUCGGAAUGGCUCUGUCUCCCGAGUGCCUGUGAUGGUGGAGUCCAGGCCUUUCUAUACAGCCUACCUGCAGGGCCUGUCGGGACUGCCUAGGGAGGCUCCCCCAACCACAGCCGCACCAGUGACUCCUAAGGAAGUAGCACCCACAGUGUGGAAGUUUGCAGACCGGUCCAAGAUCUACAUGGCCGACCUGGAGUCUGCACUGCACUACAUCUUUCGUGUAGAAGUGGGAAAGUUCUCAGUUCUGGAGGGACAGCGCCUGGUGGCCCUGAAAAAGCUUGUGGCAGUCUUGGCCAAGUACUUCCCUGGGCAGCCUUUGGUCCAGAACUUCUUGCACUCGAUAAACGACUGGCUGCAGAAGCAGCAGAAGAAGAAGAUCCCCUAUAGCUUCUUCAAAGCUGCUCUGGACAGCAGGAAGGAGGGCUUCGUUCUUGCUGAGAAGGCGAACUGGGUUGGCUGCCAGGGCAGUGAGCCACAUUUCCGGGGCUUCCCCUGCUCCCUGUGGGUCCUCUUCCACUUCCUGACUGUGCAGGCACACAGGCACAGUGAAAACCACCCACAAGAACCAGCUGAUGGCCAGGAGGUCCUUCAGGCCAUGCGAAGCUAUGUCCGGUACUUCUUUGGCUGUCGUGACUGUGCUGACCAUUUUGAGCAGAUGGCGGCCGCCUCCAUGCACAAGGUGGGAAGUCCCAGUAGUGCAGUCCUCUGGCUCUGGACUAGCCACAACAGGGUUAACGCUCGCCUCUCAGGUGCUCUGAGUGAGGACCCCCACUUCCCCAAGGUUCAGUGGCCACCACGUGAGCUCUGUUCUGCCUGCCAUAACGAACUCAACAGCCAGGUGCCUGUGUGGGACCAAGGUGCCACCUUCAACUUUCUCAAGGCUCACUUCUCCCCAGCAAACAUCAUCAUAGACCCUCCUGCAGCUGGACCCGCAGCCCAGAGUGGUGCCCAGAACCCAGAAGCCAAACCAGAGCUGGUAAUGGAUGCAGCAGAGCUAGAGACCAGAAACUCAGUGCUGGGCCACGAGUGGGCUGCUUCUGCAGAGCCCCCAGGAGCCACUGCCCUAGCCGGUCCCUCUGAGAAUCCUGGAGCAAUUGACCCCCAGGAACUACACACAGGCCUCAGAAUGAGUGGAGCGCCACCAGGGCAGGGCCCUCCUGCCCAUGUGCAGGAGCUUCCAGGGGCUGUGCAGGAGAAUGCCCAGGGGCAGCAACACUUGAGCGAGAGAGACACUGAGGCCUUACUGCUGCCUGAGGUGAACCACCUCCAAGGCUCUUUAGAGCUAAGGCGAGGGGGCCGCAGCCCCAAGCAGCUAGCCAGCAUACUUGAAGGGGAGCCAGAGGCCCUAGAUAGACAGGGCCAAGGCCAGUGGCUGCAGGUUCUGGGUGGAGACUUUUCCCACCUGGACAUUAGUCUCUGUGUGGGGCUCUACUCUGUGUCCUUCAUGGGCUUACUAGCCAUGUACACCUACUUCCGGGCCAGGAUAUGGAUCCUGAAGGGCCAUGCCAGUCACCCCACAGCCUGAACUGCCCAGGGAGAGGACAGAAAAGGGAGCUGCUGUCCAUACGGCUUUUAGCCCACUAGCCCCUUGCUUCCCCUCUACCCCUUGUUCCUUUGUCUAGCCUAGGAGAGUAGCGAGUCCAAGAAGGCGAGUUGUCGCAGUGAACCUCUUGAGUCUGCUG